Messenger RNA from Dendronephthya gigantea, 2422 nucleotides. RefSeq lists its product as uncharacterized. The record is from RefSeq and is a predicted model, not a curated record. The coding region runs from base 340 to 2139 and encodes 599 amino acids. The transcript is spliced from 2 exons. Lineage: Eukaryota; Metazoa; Cnidaria; Anthozoa; Malacalcyonacea; Nephtheidae.
CGCCAUUACCUUCGGAAGAAAUUUUAGCAAGUCACAGUGUAGGUCGUUCGGCCACCAUAGGACCAGCAAGAUGUUUUUCCCUUUGUAAAACGGAAAAGAAAUGUGUUGGCUUCAACGUCAGAUCUAACAUCGACAAUGAAAACUGUCAACUAACCAACUUCACUAAAAGUAUAAACGAAAAAUCAUCAAAGAAAGGAGAAUGGACGUUGUUUCGCGAGCUAGAAAUUGCUGAUGCAGGAGACGAAAAGGAAGUAAGAAUAAGCAGAGCAUUUGAGACAUCUUCAGGUAUUCUGUAUCUCUUAAUUCAUGCAUGUUCAUGCAUAUGGUUAAAGUAAGAAGAUGAUUUUUAUUGCGACAAAAUUAAAGUUAAGCUGCCCUUGUUCCAUUGAUUCAGUUCCAAGCCUGAUCAGAGAUGUGAAGAGUCUCAUUGAAGAGCGCCAAACACAAGCCAGCACAGGACCAGUGAUGACAAAAGUUCUUGAAAGUUUUAUUGAAAAGCGCCAAACACAAACCAGCACAGGAACAAUGAUGACAAAAGUUCUUGAAAGUUUUAUUGAAAAGCGCCAAACACAAACCAGCACAGGACCAGUGAUGACAAAAGUUCUUGAAAGUUUUAUUGAAAAGCGCCCAGCAAAGUCCAGUUCAGCCCUGGCCACAAGAGCUGUUGGAAGCUCCAUUGGAAUGGGUACAAAAAAGUCGCCACCAGCCCCAACUUUGAGAAAUCUGGAAAGUAACAUUAAAAAGAACCAAAUAACGAGCAGCACAAAACCAAGAUUGACAAGAGCCGCGAAACGUUCCUCUGAUAGAAGCAUAACAAACACCAUUACAGGACUAGGACUCGCGAGUGUUGCAGAAAAUCCCAUUAGAAUGAGCCCAAUACGGACCAGUACCGAGCCAAGUCUUACGAUAGGGGAUGGAAACUCCAUUAAAGAUAGCCUAUACACAAAACCCAGCUCAAUCCUAAGUAUGGGAACUGUUGGCGAAGGCUCGACAAAGGCCAAUACAGCUCUAGCUACAGGGACUGUGGGAAACCCCAGUGAAAAGAAUCUAGCAAAGAGCAGUACAGCCCUAAAUAUGAGAAAUGUGGAAGGUACCUUUGAAAAGAUCCCAGGGUUCCACACAGCCCCAGAUCUGGCACAGACUAUAGAAAGCUCCAUUGAGAAUAGCCUAUCAACAAAGCCUAGGUCAGACCAAAGUAUUAGAACUGUGGAAAGAACAAUCAAAAAGAGGCCAACAGCAACCAGUACAGCCCUAGUUACGAAAAAUGUGGAAAUCUCUGAUGAAAAGAGUCUGAUAAAGACCAGUACAACACUAGAUCUUACGGAGACUGUAAAAAAUUCAAUUGAAGAUGCCCCAACGACGACCAGUUUUGAACAGAGGAUGACGAAAACUAUACUAGGCUCCAGUGAAAGUAGCAUUACAACAAAGUCAGGAAAAGCCUUAGGUAUAAGAACAGUGAAAGGUGCUAUUGAUGCGAGGCUAACAAGCUCAACUUGGGGUCUAGGUUCGAGCGAAGCAGCGGAAAGUUUCAUUACAAAGACACCUACAAAUUCCAGAUGGACAACUGCCAAUAUAAAUGAAUGGCAAUCUCAAAAAUCCCGGGUUCAGUUGGAAAUUACCACGACAUAUACCAAUGCAAUUGCAAUGCCUUCACGUGUUGAAUUGGAAAUGUUAAGUGACGGAAAAACCUCAUUAAUUCAACCAACACCACCCGUAAUGACAGUGAUCUCUUCUGCCAGUGAAAACCUAAACACAACCUCACAUCCACUGAAGACAGGUACAGCGGAUCCUACAAGGGCUGGAAAAAGUUAUUUUGCAAUGAGUCCAACAAAAAAUCUUGCACCACUGGCCAGUGUCAAUUAUUCGUCCUUUGAAGAUUUCAGCAGUCACCUUGGUGAAGAAGAAACGACAUCAGCUCCACUAGACGUAACUGUGACAACUCCAAUGACAACGAUGGUCAAAGAUGAAGAACCCGUUAAAGGAAAGUCAUCAUCCAUUCAGCCGACACCAACCGCGAUUUCAUCUCAACCCGAAAAUCAUAAAAAGAGCAGAGAAGAAAAACCCUCCGGAGCCUUAAUUUUUAUCAUUGCUUGUUAUCUCAUUUGCAUAAUUAUGAUCGAGAAUCAACGUUUACUGUAGAUUGCAGCACAUCAGGGCAGUGAACUAAAAUUACAUUGGAGUGCUAGCUCUGCGAGAAAUUUCAAGCCAAGAUGGUGGAAUAUGAAGCCUAUCUUGUAGGUAUGGUAUGAUCCAGGCUUCCACGUGGAAACUUCGUAUGUAAAAUGGCGGCAAUUAUGAUUUUACCGGGAAAUUUGAAAUUCCCGCGCCAAAGGCCUGGAUCAUAUCUAAAAGAAUGGGCUUUAUUGUCCGCCAUCUUGACUUCACUCAUUAAUGAGGGGAAGUCAGAGAGUUAGCGUUCCAG